AUGUGGAUCUUCAGGGUGAAGCGGCCGCCGGGCUCUCCACCUGUCUUCAAGGCACGGUACGUUGCUCGUGGCUUCAGUCAGCGGCAGGGAGUUGACUACUUUCAGACCUUCUCUCCCACCCCGAAGAUGACUACUCUUCGGGUGCUGCUGCACAUAGCCGCUCAGCGCGACUACGAGCUUCACUCUCUCGACUUCAGCACUGCGUUCUUGCAGGGUAGCCUGCACGAGGAGAUCUGGCUUCGCCGUCCACCUGGCUUCACUGGGACUUUCCCUCCUGGCACCCAGUGGAGCCUCCGACGGCCAGUCUACGGUCUCCGCCAGGCACCGCGUGAGUGGCACGACACACUGAGGACUACGCUUGCGGCUCUUGGGUUUGCUCCUUCUACUGCUGACCCGUCGCUGUUUCUUCGCACCGACACUUCCCUGCCGCCGUUCUACAUCCUCGUGUACGUCGACGACCUGGUCUUUGCCACAGCGGACACUGCUGGACUCGCCUACGUGAAGUCCGAGCUGUUGAAGAGACACACGUGCACAGACCUGGGUGAACUGCGCAGCUACCUUGGCUUGCAGAUCACUCGGGACAGAGCACGCCGCACCAUUACCUUGACUCAGUCACACAUGGUGCAGCAGGUCCUUCAGCGCUUCGGCUUCACGUACUCCUCGCCUCAGGCCACUCCUCUGCCUACUCGCACUCACUCUCAGCUCUGCCUUCGGAUGAGUCCACCGGAGCACAUGGCUGCAGCGAAGAGGGUAUUGCGCUACCUGUGCAGUACGUCAGGCAUGGGGCUAGUGCUUGGAGGGCGGGGUCCAGUGGUCCUUACCGGCCACGCGGACGCGUCUUGGGCUGACGACCAGGCUACGCAGCGGUCGUCACAGGGUUACACCUUCAGCCUUGGUUCCGGCUCUGUCUCGUGGCGGUCUACUCGCUCGUCUUCGGUUCUCGGCUCCAGUUGUGAGGCUGAGAUCUACGCCGGGGCCAUGGCUGCACAGGAGCUUCGCUGGCUCACCUACCUUCUGACUGACCUUGGAGAGCCGCCUCGUUCUCCUCCAGUGCUGUACGUAGACAACAAGGCCAUGCUGGCCUUGUGUCGAGAGCAGCGCUUGGAGCACAGAACGAAGCACAUUGCUCUCCGCUACUUCCUUGCUCGUGAGCUGCAGCAGCGUGGUCAGUUGCGACUUGCGUACGUGGCCUCUGAGGCCAACACUGCUGAUGUGUUCACCAAGGCACUUGCGCCUUGUGACCAUCAGCGCUUCUGCACCCAGCUGGGUCUUGUGCCUGUCUUGCCUCACUUGCUCUCCUCUUGA
Closterium sp. NIES-65 is the source of this 1305-nucleotide messenger RNA. The record is from the annotation of a GenBank genome assembly. Lineage: Eukaryota; Viridiplantae; Streptophyta; Zygnematophyceae; Desmidiales; Closteriaceae.